Molecule: messenger RNA, 1128 nt
Organism: Gilbertella persicaria
Lineage: Eukaryota; Fungi; Mucoromycota; Mucoromycetes; Mucorales; Choanephoraceae
Product: GDP-mannose 4,6 dehydratase
Exons: 3
Coding region: 1-1128 (375 amino acids)
Biological process (GO): GDP-mannose metabolic process
Molecular function (GO): GDP-mannose 4,6-dehydratase activity
Source: RefSeq, a predicted model, not a curated record
AUGACCGAAACUACUAUUGCAACCAAGACUUAUCAUCACUUGAGCCCUGAAGAAUACAGAGCACGCAAAGUUGCACUUGUUACUGGUAAAUUGACCUGUGUUACUGGUCAAGACGGUUCUUAUUUGACCGAGUUCUUGUUAGAAAAAGGCUAUGAAGUACAUGGUAUCAUUCGCCGUUCUUCCUCAUUCAAUACAGGUCGCAUUGAGCAUAUUUACAGAGACAGGCAUGAAACAGGCGUCAAGUUCUUCCUUCAUUAUGGUGAUUUGACUGACUCUACUUGUCUUGUUCAUAUUGUCUCUAAGGUACAACCUACUGAAAUUUACAACUUGGCAGCACAAUCCCAUGUCAAGGUUUCAUUUGAUAUGUCUGAAUACACAGGUGAUGUAGAUGCUCUUGGUACACUCCGUCUUUUGGAUGCCAUUCGUACCUGUGGUCUUUCUGACCGCGUUCGUUUCUAUCAAGCCUCUACUUCUGAACUCUACGGUAAAGUUGUUGAAACUCCUCAAAAAGAAACUACACCUUUCUACCCUCGUUCUCCCUACGGUGUUGCUAAGCUUUACGGUUACUGGAUUGUGGUAAAUUACCGUGAAUCUUAUGACAUGUAUACUUGUAAUGGUAUCUUAUUCAAUCACGAAUCCCCUCGUCGUGGCCGUACUUUUGUCACUCGUAAGAUUACCCGUGCUGUUGCAGACAUUCACUUGGGACGUCAAGAAUGUCUGUAUCUGGGUAACAUUGAUGCCAAGCGUGAUUGGGGCCACGCUCGUGAUUAUAUUGAAGGUAUGUGGCUCAUGCUUCAACAAGACAAGCCUGAAGAUUUUGUCUUGGCUACUGGUGAGACACACACAGUGAGAAGUUUCGUUGAAAAGGCCUUCAAGGUCACUGGCCGUACUAUUGUUUGGGAAGGUGAAGGCGUUAAUGAGAUCGGCAGAGAUAAAGACUCUGGCAAGGUGCGUGUUCGUAUUGAUCCCAAGUAUUUCCGUCCUGCUGAAGUUGACUUGUUGUUGGGUGAUCCUACCAAGGCGAACACAAAGUUGGGCUGGAAGCGCAAAGUUUCUUUUGAUGAACUGGUAAAUGAAAUGGUUGUUGCUGAUAUUGAGUCCAGUCUCAAGUCUUCUACAUUAAUAUAA